Messenger RNA from Pantherophis guttatus, 1839 nucleotides. Its product is annotated as pleckstrin homology-like domain family A member 2. Gene Ontology annotation, biological process: positive regulation of apoptotic process. The record is from RefSeq and is a predicted model, not a curated record. NCBI's taxonomy places the organism in Eukaryota, Metazoa, Chordata, Lepidosauria, Squamata, Colubridae. Gene Ontology annotation, molecular function: phosphatidylinositol phosphate binding.
CAGCAAGGUGGAGCCGCCCACCGAGACUCCGAGGCCAUAAACGGAGCUCUUCGCGCAAUAUAGCAAGACGCGCAGCACCGGCAGCCGACAGAAGAGAGCAGGGCGAGCCGGCAUCGUAGUCGCGUGGCGGGGCGGCAGUAGCGGGCAGAAUGAAAGGGCCGUCGGUGGCGCCGGCGUCGGAGGUGAUCCGCGAGGGCGAGCUGGAGAAGCGCAGCGACAGCCUCUUCCAGCUGUGGAAGAAGAAGCAGGUGGUGCUGAGCAAGGAGAGCCUGAGCCUCUUCUCGCCCGAGGGCGGCGUCGGCAGCGUCGGCGGCGUCGGCGGCAGCAGGGCCCGCGCCAAGGAGCUGCGCUUCGGCUCCAUCCAGAAGGUGGACUGCGUGGAGCGCACCGGCAAGUACGUCUACUUCACCAUCGUCACCACGGACCGCAAGGAGAUCGACUUUCGGUGCCCGGGCGAGAGCUGCUGGAACGCCUCCAUCACCAUGGCGCUCAUCGACUUCCAGAACAAGCGCGCCAUCCAGGACUUCAAGAGCCGGCAGGAGGCCGUCGAGCAGGCGGCGGCGGGCAGUCGCGACCGGCGCUUGGCUCGGGCGCCUUGAACCCCGCGCCCGCCCAGCCCCUCCGCGGAAAAGCCUAGCCGAGAGCAUGACCAUGGAACACAAACAAGAUUUAAUAACUUGGAUUGUGAUUUGAUUGCGCUGGUGCAGGAAAUCAAUGAAGAAAAGCAAAGAAGGAUGAUGGAAGUUGCUAGAUUUCUUCAGAUGCAAUGAAGCUGCUGAAUUGAAUAGUUGAACUUUCACCGAAAAGCACUUGCAAACCAAAGACCCUUUGAAAAAACCAAAGUCUGGUUAACCAAGCAAGAGAUCCAGCUUGCAAACUGCUAUUUUCUUUUCUAUUUAUAUGAUAGACAAUUCUGCACCAUUUGGUGGGGGAAAAUACUUUUAAAUUAUUUGUAAUAGCUGUGUUUUAUAUUUUUGAUGAAUGUUUUUAAUAUUGCUUUUUGUGUUCACGUGUCCAUUCCAGAUAAACUGUUCUUUUUAUCUUCAUGUCCCAAAUAAGCCUCAUGGACAGAAAUUUUGUAAUGCUCAAGAGUAUUCUGAUUUUGGAGUAGUCUGAUAAAUGCAGUACUUUACAGGCAUCUGACCUCUGAGAAAUAUUGUUAUGUCUGGCUGAAAUUACUUUCAAAUAGCAGCACAAAAAUUAUGUAAUUGUGAACAACUAAUUUUGACUCAUUAAUGGCUAAAUAAAAUUUCACCCUGGGUUCAAGGUAUAGUACAGGGACUGAGAAGCCUUUAAUCUAUAGACCCUCUGGAUGCAGCCUUCCCCACUCUCUCCUGAACCUUCCACACACCAUCCCCCCCCAUGUUAAAAAUGGGCUGGUAGGAAGACAAGAUGAUGUUCAAUACCUAAUUUACUUACAACUUUGAACCAGGGAGGAAUUCUGACAAAUUUAAAGCAUCCCAUACUCAUUUCUGAUAUUUUAGCCACUUUUAUGGAGUGUAGAAAAUUAUUCUACUUAUAGAAACAGCCAUUUCUCUGCUUGCAUAAGGUUCUCGAGAUUAAAAUUCAUGUACUGCCUAUUGGAGAGAAAUUUAAGACCUAUUAUUUUCAGUGGAACCUAUUUCCAACUAGAUGACCUCUUUGCUAGGCCACAGAAUUCUAUUGGUGUUAGUUUUUUAUGAAAGCAUCCUCAAACCCCCAUAGUGUUGGCAUAUUAUGUGAUGAACAUUGUUUUCUUUUUUUAAAAAGUAAUAAUUUGGAGCAGCAGUGAAAGCUUUCUCAUUGUCAUGCACUAAUUCUCUUGGAGAAGACUGAAUUAAAAUUAUCUCUAAUUAGCAA